AUGGAGACAACGAAAAGCCUGAAACUGGCGAAUGCAAGUGGUUUAAUUAAUUUUAUUUUAAUUGGGCAUUCUUUGCAUAUCAAAUGGUCUUGUAGUGCAAUGCUUUUAUUGAACUUCGUCGCGUCUGCACAUUCUCAUGCUUAUCGCACGGGACUUGAUUUCUUUCGCCAACAUAAUAAAUCAAAACAUGAAGGAAAAAGGAGAAGAAAUAAACUUUAA
Clunio marinus is the source of this 219-nucleotide messenger RNA. The record is from the annotation of a GenBank genome assembly. Lineage: Eukaryota; Metazoa; Arthropoda; Insecta; Diptera; Chironomidae.